AAGGGGUUAGUCUCCGACGGGCGUUCAGAGUGCCAGUGUCUGGUAUGCUGUCGUAUGGUGAACAUCGGCGGUGGUCGUUCGUAGCUGGCCUGUCGCCUGGUUGUCUCCUUGGAUCGUGUGCCAACAUUGUACCACUUCGUCGAGUUCGAACACGUACUGGCUGUGUCAUCUCUAUUUUCGAUACUCGCUAAUGUCGAUGUGCCUCGCAGCCAUUCUGUGAUGGUUUCGCCUUCUACUUGACGAUAACAUAACCCACCUACGCGAUCCCAUCGCCCUGGUGCUUUAGUGCUGUGCGAUAACAACCAAACUAACAUAACCUCUACUAGUGAUCAUUACAUGACAGCCAACGUGUCCAUGGAGUGUACCGUACAUCCCUACACUAAACAGUGACCACCCCUUCAGUAUUUGUGUUUACUCCAUAUACAACAUAACCAUUACUAUUACUAUCACAUAAAUGCUUGUUUACAACUGUGGAACAUAUAGUUCGCGAAUGGAUAGAAACAAGUAGGUGCAUCAAUGUAAGAUCGUCAUCUUAUCAUCAUAAUCAUCUUGCAAGUGGAAUCUUAACCUUGAAUCAUCACUGAAGCGACCAGCAGCAUGAGAAAUCAUCGGCAGAUACCCUUCAUCUCCUUCCUCAUUGUGGGAUGGAGCUUUAUCUUCAAUGUUCAAGCUGAGCAAAAAUCGAGAGACUUGUCUGGCUUGGUGGGUGAGACGGUUGAGCUGCCAUGUGCCGUUGAUACUGAGAAGUGCGGAGAGCUUCACAGCAUCAAGUGGUACAGAGCGUCGUCCAGAAUUUAUGUGUUCAGCGAGAUGGCUGGCAUCGCGAGAUCAGAGAACGACUACACUGAUCGAGCGGAGCUCCAGUACACAGCGAACAGCACACUUUCCUACCUGAGAGUAAAAAGACUGCAGGUUUCCGACGAAGCCGUGUACAAAUGCGAGAUCACCUACUUGGAAGUACUUGAGGGCUGUCAAGUGGUCCAGUUCAUCAACCUCACCACACUCAUCAAACCAGAGUACAUGAAGUUGACGAGAGAAGACGGAUCUGAGGUGACGAAUUCAUCAGUGAUAGGACCACUAGUCGAAGGAGACUCGAUUGUACUGCGGUGUGAAUCAGGUGGAGGCAAACCAAUUCCUUCAGUCACCUGGUGGAAUGGCUCGUAUCCAAUGGCUGGCACUUACGACGCGCAGAGCGGCUCGAAUGGCAUCGGCACAGGAGUAUCGGUGGUGUCGGUGAGGGUGGGUCGCGGUGACCUCAGCGCCAAGUACGAGUGCCGCUCACAAAACAACGCACUGCCCGAGCCCAUCGUCUCGUGGGUCGAGAUCGACGUCAAUGUGCGACCGAUCAACUUGGCGCUGUCGGGUAUUGACAAGCACGUCAUUCAGGGUGAGAAGGUGAAGCUGCACUGCAUUGUCAGGGGGGCGAGACCGCCGGCCAACAUCACCUGGUACAAUGGUACCGAACCCCUGCCACAGGCUAUCAGCGAAUCAUCAGUUCAGAAAAGAGUGCCUAAUACCACAGUGGUGAUUGCUGCUGAUGGGACAUACGACACGCAGAGCUACCUGGAGUUUGUAGCGUCGAGAUUCGAAAACGACGAAACGCUGAGUUGUGAAGCCACCAAUGCCAUCAUGCGUGACAGGCAAGAGACGCCGAUGAGAGACACGCUCAAACUCGAAGUCAUGUAUCCUCCCAUUGUGACGGUGACUCCAGAAAACUACACAGAGAAGGAGGGCACUGACAUUCUUCUUUUCUGCCAGUACGAGGCCAACCCUGCAACGCUCAAAUCAGCCACAUGGAGAAAAGACAACGAGCCUCUAGCGUUAGAUUCGGGUCACUAUGAAGGUGGAACUCCGGAACAAACAACUUUGCUAAUAAAAAACUCAACACGAAAAGAUCAUGGCAUUUACUCGUGUAUUUUAGAGAACGAGGUCGGAGCAUCAGAGUCUAUUAGCAAAGUAAACCUCAGUAUACACUUCAAGCCAGUGGUGAACGUGACGAUGGACCCGCCAAGCCCGGUGAGUGAGGUGGACCGCCAGAACAUCUCACUGCUGUGCCAAGUGGUGGCCGGCAACCCGGACACACUGACCUCGGUCAUCUGGUACCUGGACGGCGAAACCCUGAAGGCUCUGCCCGACUGCGAAACGCCCAACUCCACCUUCUGUGACAUCGAUCCAUCCAAACUGCUUCUCGAGAAUGUGGAGCGCAGCUUCCACGGCAACUACUCCUGUAUGGGCAUGAAUGCGGCCGGAUGGGGACCUGUCUCCAAUAACACCGAACUUGUUGUCUAUUAUCCUCCUGGACGAGCAAAAUUGACGUACUCGCCUGAGCGAGUGGUGAAGAAGGGGAGAAUUCAGCUGACGUGCAGUGUUGAGGACCCCGGCAGACCAGACAACCCCACCUACCACUGGUUCCGCAACUACCAGGCUCUCCAGCAGGGGCCGGUCACCGCCAACUACACCAUAGACCCGGUCACCUUGGAGACCGAUGCCAACUUCACCUGUUCAGCAGUCAACCUCGGCGGGGAAAGCGAGUCUGACACUGUGCAUAUCAAAGUUUUUGCACCACCGGCUUUCAUCGAGAGGCUACCGCCGUACUACGGCGCGCUGAUGAACGCACAGAAGAUCAGCAUCUCGUGCCGCGUGGAGUGCUCGCCCAUCUGCUCGAUCGUCUGGACGAAGAAUGGCCGCGUCAUCGACCAGGCCAACACACGCUACUCGGUGCAGACGUCCAUCCUGCGGCCGGACACUCGCACCAACGACUUCGAGUCGGUGCACUCGACGCUCAUGUGGAACAUGUCGGCCUGGCCCGGCAACCAGCUCGACCGCAUCCACGACAACUCCAAUUACACCUGUCAGAGCACCGGCAACGCAGUCGGCCCCGGCGUCAAGAGCACCACCAUCUUUGGCGUUGAAUAUCCUCCAGAGAAUCUGACCGUCUCGAAUAAGGUUGUUAAUGUUAUCGAGGGCAACAUCCCAGAAAAAGUAUUGUGCAAUGCGAAAGGCUACCCGGAGCCGUCUUACAAUUGGUGGAGGGAGGACAGCUCGGAGCCAGUGGUCAAAGGCAAUAACGCUCUCACUCUCAACUACCCCGUCAGAAGGCGAAACGGGGGCAAUUAUAUUUGCGAAGCCUUCAACCGACAUGGCAAUAACACCAUUAAAACAUUUGUGAAUGUGCUAUAUAAACCGGAAUGCGGAAUAACGCAAUCAGAAAUGGACGGUAAACUAGUAUUGAUUUGUACAGCACAUGCCAAUCCAACAGAAGUUGACUUCACCUGGAGGAUAAAAAAUGAAAACGAAACUAUUGAAGAAAAUAUUGAGAAGCGAGGUCUUCAGAGCUUCCUCACUCUAGAAACGAGAGUGGAGAAUUUCAGAACAUACCUCUGCUUCACUAAUAAUUCAGUUGGAAUGUCAAUUCCAUGUGAAAGAGACGUUACAGCCUACCAGGAGAAAAGUAGUAAGUUCAGAGCAACAGGUAGGAAGUCCGACCAAUUUUACCAGAUCACACAUUUUCUUCCAAUAAUUUCAUCCUAUAACACUAAACUAAACUGCCAACCAAAUAAAAGUCAAAGAAAUUAUUGGAAGGAAAUGGGUGUUCUACAAAAUAUAAAUGUUCAAGCAAUAUUUUGCAUGACUUGUUCUCAUUUUUUGCUUUUCUGCUUUACAUGUUUAGAUCAAGUAUAUUUAAGGGACUUGCUGUUCGUCUAUGUGCUUUUAUCAAUAACAAGUUUUAUUUUUGUUUUUGCUAAAGAAGAUUACAUCCGUACUAACAAGUGUUUGUUUUUGGUUCCCCCCUUUGGUUUUCUAGACAGUAGUCCAGUGGAGCUGGAGGAUAGACAAAAUCCGGAGGGUAACAGUGGCCCAGUCGCCUCGCCCACACCGGUUGCUGUGACGGCUACGCCAAAAUGGCCGCUGCGGCCCGGCGUACUAGUGCAUGUGAAUACGUCACACAGUCUGAGUCGCCUGUCGCAAGCCGCAUCUCCGACCGCCGCUCGCUCCACCAAUCAAAACACGCCAGCGGCUCGCUCCACCAAUCAGCGACAAGAACGGCGCGCCAUCAGUCUGGCCAACAUCGCCAACGAAAACCAGCAUUCGCGCGCCAACCGAAUUCGGCACAUGUUCACGCCCGAACAAAGAAUUAAGUAUCGCUCGGACACACUGCCUGGUGUGUUCCAUGGCAAGUCUGGAGUGGUGACAUUCAAGAAACUAGAUGGAACAAAUUUCCAAGGAGCAUCCAGAAAAAGAAAGAAACCGGGAGCAAGUCCAAACCCCUCUUCUACCAAAGAUAAAUCAGACUUAAACUCGUCUUCUCCCAGCGAUGCUCUUCUACAGCCUGAUGGAGAUAAUAAAGCCUUCUAUGAAAAUCUUCCUUUCCAUGGAAUGCAAAAUCCUCCAAAUAAGACCCCCACAUUAGACAGUGUGAACAGUGGUGCUGCCCCAGCAGUGAGCCGGCCUCCCAGUGAACUGAGCCAGUACGCGGGGUCUUCGGGCUACGGCUCAACGCGCAGUCAGCUGGGUCCGAGUCUGCAGUCCUCAGAGCCACCCAACCCAAACAGCUCAGCGACCGACGACAGAAAGUUCGCGUCGCUGCGUAACUGCAAACGCUCUCGGUCCGAUUGGCCGCAGUUUCGGUCGCUCAGGGCUUCCAAACAGUCGAUGCGACCUAUUAUAGAGAAUUCGCUUGAAACGAAAACCAAACCACCCGCCAAAGAACCACCCGACUGUCCAGAACUGAGACUGAAAUCCCCUCCCACCCCUGCGCCGAGGAAGUUUACGCCUCCCAACUGCAGACAGACUAGUCCAAAGCACACCUAUCAAAACAUACCUAUUCCUAUCACUCCAAACAAUAGCUCAAAAACAGAAUUCCCCGAAGUAAAUAGCUCACAGAGUCCGCACUGCUCUCUAACCAACUCGUCGACGCUGGAGCGGCAGAGGCUGCUGCUUAACGGCCGGCAGUCGCUCAAAAAGCAGAAAGCCCUGCUGAAGCCCAGUCGACCGAACAACGAACUAGUGACGGGACAAGACGAGUUCGCUUACUCCAGUUACCAGCGCACCAACCACCACAUAAUGCACUCCUCGCCCCCUCCCACCUACAAUGGUGGCGGUGGUCCCAUGUAUGCCGACCUCGCCCUCAACAACCACCACCACCACCAUCAUCAUCAUCGCCCGCACCCGCAUGCGCCCGUGCCCGAACACUUUCCCCUCUACCAGCCCCCGCGCGCGCACACCGACUAUGCCAUCAUCAAGUUCCACGAUGUCGGCCAAGAAAUUGACGUCUGAGGAACAACCAGGAGCCAGCAUAACAUACAUUUAUUAGAAGAAACAGGCACGCUGAAAGACUGAUUAAUACGAGCCAUUCCUGCCAGAGUCAACUGACUUGGAUUAUGCAGAUGUAGAUUACGCUUCGUAUGGACCCAUCAACUACAAAGCAGCAUCGAUUUUUGCUGCUCAGAAGAAAAACGAGCCAGAUGAGCCAUUAUUGUGAUUCAAGCCUGCAUUUAACAGUGAUACUCAAAAACCACAUUUUAUGAACAGAAUCGAUCCAAAUUCGCUUGUAUUUGGAGUUUCACGCAUUUUCCAAUCAGUUUUAUGCAUUUCUUCUUUUUCAUUUUUCUAUUUAUCAUUCUUCAAAGUGUGUGCUCUGCCACUGGUUGUUCAGAAGUCUCCAACCGGUACCAAAGAAAUAGUUUAUGCACCAAACCAAAGCUAUUACAUUUUAGUGGUCACAUUUCUGAUAGAAUCUUCAUCGAUUUAUUUCAAAUAUAUAUAUCGCUAUCUCAUGAGAUUAGGAUUAGGUUAUCUAACAGCAUUUUAUUAGUUAUUUUUGAAUUAUGUUAUUACUUUGUAAUAGGUAUGUUUCAAGUUGGCUCUUCGCCAAUUUUCCAGUGUGUGUACUCUGCAUUCAAAUGAUCCUUGCUUUUAUUUUUUAGCUACAAACUCUUAUAAAGGCUGCUCAUAACAAUUAAAAGUCUAGUCUAUAGUGUUUUUAUUUUAAUAACAAAACGAAUUAUUAAUUAUUGUAGAAUAUUAUAUUCUAAGUCUUGACUUUGAUUCUUUCAAGCCUUAAUGUUCUCAUUUUUUCAAUAAUCAAACUUUUUAUUGAUUGUGCGUUAUUAUGCAUUGUGUGAAUAAUCUCAUUCAUUCGUACUUUCGAUAAAUUUCGAGUAUUGCUGCCAUUUAGCAGACUAGAACUACUUGGACUAUUACAUAUGUGUUAUAUUCAUUAAAUUAUUUAUUUUUUCGUUACUAAUUCAUUAUACUUUUAAC
Nilaparvata lugens (brown planthopper) is the source of this 6264-nucleotide messenger RNA. RefSeq lists its product as uncharacterized. The transcript is spliced from 24 exons. NCBI's taxonomy places the organism in Eukaryota, Metazoa, Arthropoda, Insecta, Hemiptera, Delphacidae. Bases 598 to 5277 code for a protein of 1559 amino acids. The record is from RefSeq and is a predicted model, not a curated record.